Molecule: messenger RNA, 2960 nt
Organism: Papilio machaon (common yellow swallowtail)
Lineage: Eukaryota; Metazoa; Arthropoda; Insecta; Lepidoptera; Papilionidae
Gene: Stt3A
Product: dolichyl-diphosphooligosaccharide--protein glycosyltransferase subunit STT3A
Exons: 13
Coding region: 173-2296 (707 amino acids)
Biological process (GO): post-translational protein modification
Cellular component (GO): membrane
Molecular function (GO): dolichyl-diphosphooligosaccharide-protein glycotransferase activity
Source: RefSeq, a predicted model, not a curated record
GCUCGCAAACUGUCAUCGACGUCAAUGCGUCAAACAAUCUUUUUCGUCCUAGGUAGCAUUCAAUAAGUGAAUAGGUUGCCGGCGAAAUUAUUUUCAUUUAUUUGCAGUGUAAACUGUUUUAAAUCAAAUUUAUGUUAUGAUUUAAAUUUGUGUUAAAUAAACUGCAUCCAAUAUGACCGUAGAGACCCAACCUAAGGCAAAACUGCCAUACCUCUCCUCCGAUAAACAGCUAACGUUUAUAAAAUUGGCUGUUUUAUCAAUGGCAGCAAUCUUAUCAUUUGCAACCAGGCUGUUUUCGGUACUUCGCUUUGAGAGUGUCAUCCACGAGUUUGAUCCAUACUUCAACUAUAGAACUACUCGCUACCUCACGGAGGAGGGUUUUUACAACUUCCACAACUGGUUUGAUGAUCGAGCAUGGUACCCGUUGGGUCGUAUUAUUGGAGGUACAAUAUACCCUGGUUUGAUGGUGACAUCGGCAACACUUUACAAUAUUAUGCAGUUUCUAAAUAUCACAAUAGACAUUAGAAAUGUCUGUGUCUUCCUCGCACCUUUUUUCUCAUCUCUAACUACAAUUGUCACUUAUCUGCUGACUAAGGAACUUAAGGAUGAAGGUGCAGGUUUAGUUGCAGCCGCAAUGAUAGCUAUUGUACCAGGAUACAUCAGUCGGUCAGUCGCUGGCAGUUACGAUAAUGAAGGCAUAGCCAUAUUCUGCAUGUUGCUUACAUACUACUUUUGGAUAAAAGCAGUCAAUACAGGAACCAUUCUGUGGGCUACGAUGACUGCUCUUGCUUAUUUCUACAUGGUAUCAUCAUGGGGUGGUUAUGUGUUCCUAAUCAACUUGAUCCCACUUCAUGUACUAGCACUGAUGUUACUGGGUCGUUUCUCUGCCCGUGUGUAUGUGGCGUACAGCACACUGUACUGUGUUGGCACUAUACUGUCAAUGCAGAUCUCAUUUGUCGGCUUCCAACCAGUACAGAGCUCGGAGCACAUGUUGGCUCUGGGUACGUUUGGUCUGUGCCAGCUGUAUGCGUUCGCACAGUACCUGCGCGCAAGACUCUCGCCUGCCAACUUUGAGCUGCUGUUCCGAGCAUUACUCACUACUUUGUUGGCAACACUGGGCACUGCUGUCGUUGCUCUCACUGUCACAGGAAAAAUUUCACCAUGGACGGGAAGAUUCUACUCUCUGCUUGAUCCUUCUUAUGCUAAGAAUCACAUUCCUAUCAUUGCAUCUGUAUCGGAGCACCAGCCCACGUCGUGGUCCUCGUUCUACUUCGAUCUGCAGGUGCUGGUGUUCCUCUUCCCCGCUGGACUCUACUUCUGCUUCAGCAAACUAACCGAUGCCAACAUAUUCAUCAUACUUUAUGGAGUGCUCAGUAUUUACUUUGCGGGUGUGAUGGUCCGUCUCAUGCUGGUACUUGCUCCGGUGAUGUGCAUCGUGUCUGGAGUGGCUGCGUCCAGUUUGCUGAGUCUGCAUGUCAAAGAUAUAGAACCUAAAGUAGAUAAACAUGAUAAGAAAAAGAAACACGAGAACAAUUUUGUAUUCCGGUCUGAGGUGGGGACAUUGUUUGUGUGCGUGUUGGGCUGCUUGCUGGUGUCGUAUGUGUUCCACUGUACGUGGGUGACGUCAGAGGCGUACUCCUCCCCCUCUAUCGUGUUGUCUGCGCGCGCUCACGACGGCGCCAGGAUCAUAUUCGACGAUUUCCGUGAAGCGUACACCUGGCUCAAGAUGAAUACACCUGAGGAGUCGAAGGUGAUGUCGUGGUGGGACUAUGGUUACCAGAUAACAGCGAUGGCGAACCGCACAGUAAUAGUGGAUAACAAUACGUGGAACAAUACGCACAUUUCGCGCGUUGGACAAGCCAUGGCCUCCAGCGAGGAGCGCGCCUACGAGAUCAUGCGAGAGCUGGACGUAGACUAUGUUCUAGUAAUAUUUGGUGGACUCGUGGGGUACUCUUCUGAUGACAUAAACAAGUUCCUAUGGAUGGUUCGCAUUGGUGGUAGUACUGAGCGUGGUGCUCACAUUAGAGAGGCGGACUACUACACUCCAGCGGGAGAGUUCCGCGUUGACGCUGAUGGUGCACCCACACUGCUCAACUGUCUCAUGUACAAGAUGAGCUACUACAAGUUCGGUCUCGUCUACACUGAAGGAGGUCGUCCUCCGGGCUUCGACCGUGUGCGUGGUGCGGAGAUCGGCAACAAGGACUUCAAUCUGGACGUACUGGAGGAGGCCUACACCACGGAGCACUGGCUCGUCCGCAUCUACAAGGUGAAGCCGCUGCCCAACCGCGGUCUCUGAUCACCACUCACCAUCAUUGACCAUCUAACACCAUUGAUCACCACUCAUAAGUAAUCAUCGAGAUGAAUGGAUAAUGUCAAUAUACUAUAUGCUUGAAUUUCAUACAUUUAUAUUUGUAAGUCUCGCAAUCUUUCUUAUCUUGUACUAAUUACCCACUCAUGCUUUCCUCAAGCUCUCUAUUGAUGAAAUUAAUUUUUUGAUCAGUUUAAUAGUUUUAAAGUAAAAAAAAAAAACAUUAAAUUAUAUUGAAUUUGUCACAAAAACUAGGCUAAGAUCUAGGUAAGAUAGCACAAAAAGCUAAGAUCGACUAAGAUUGCGAGCAGUCGUAUAUUUAUCAAGCAAUUUUAGUGUCAAAGUAUGCUAGUGAUGAUAGACAUGUCUUUUUCAUUCAUUUUCAUAAUUUAAUAUUAAUUUACAACAGUACUGUAAGUGUAAAAAUACAGAACCAUUGAAAACUGCACACUACCAAUGUGUUCAUACUAAAUCAAAUUAAAUAAUAUAUAUUUUUUAAUGGAAACUGUUUAUUAUUUAACAAUUUUUUUUACUAAAAUCAGCAGAUUAAUAACAAGAUGUGUCCUUACAGAAUCAUUGACGUACAAAUUUAAGUAUAACUUGUCUCAAAAUUUUAAGCACAGAUGUCAGUAAUUUGUCUCAAAUAAGAAUC